AUGACAACCUCCAUCUAUACUCAGGAGCAACAAAAAAUACUCUUCUGGGCUGUCAAGUUCCCUGCAGUAUUCUCGAUCGGCUGCUCGUCCGUCUGCAUCUAUCAUUUGUUCUUGGAUGGAAGAAAAAGCUUGCGCAAAGUCUACGGCCGUCUGUGGUUUCUCAUUUCCUUGACCAACAUUAUCGUGGCGUUCUUCUGCAUGCUUGCAGGUUUGGCAACCCCGGCUGACACUGGCAUUUACGGAGCCUUUGGAAAUGAAACAAGCUGCAAAGCUGUGGGCGCUGCCUUUAUGUUUAUCUUUGUGGUAUGCAUGGGAUACAAUGCUGCUUUGGCAUCGUAUUAUUAUAUCAGCAUCCAUACGCACAUGACAGAAAGAGAGUUUUCGAGAAGAAUCGAGCCCUGGUUGCAUGCCGUCCCUUUUGUAUAUGCCCUCAUUGGCGUCAUCGUUGGUCUGACUUCGAACAUGAUCGCCACCAACGAUGUCUUCCUUUAUUGUUGGGCUGCGCCAUCUCCAUUUGGGUGUCGAUACGACGGUGGUGGUACUUCUUGUGAGCACGGAAACGAUUAUCGGGAUGUCUUUGUCUUUGCUACUGGACUGGUGGAAAUGAAUCUCAUCACCUCUCUCAAAGUGAUUGCUACGUUUUCACUGUCCUACACAGUAUCGAAACAACAGAAAAAGAUGCAAGCCAAGUACCAUGCCAGAUCAGGCGGUAAUACUAUUGCCAAAGAGACUAAUAUGCAAGCUGUGCUUUUCUUCAUGGCAUGUGUCGUUCCGUACGUUCUCAUGAUCUUUCUUCGAGUGAUAGACCUGUACUUUUGGCGAGAAGAUCAUGUCAAGACAGCUAGAUUCUUUCGGUUCUCGCUGGUAGCACAGGUUUUGUUGCCGAUGCAAGGCGCUGUGAAUAUGAUCUGCUACUUCCGCCCAAAGAUUAAGGAGCGACAGCGUAAGUUGAGACUAGCUUGCAAUAAUGAGACCAUCUUCCAGUCGUCCCUUGGUUUGAUGAGAAUAGGAUCAUUCAAGUCAUCAAAGAACAGCAUGAGACCUUCCAACCCAUACGCAGCUCCAGGUGGAACUUAUGGAGGGUCAUCUGCAAGUCAUACUUUGGCUGACAGUGCGAGGUCGGACGUUGAAAAGGCUGUUAAAGAUGCCGUUUGCGAAGGUUUCUCCUCAGAGUUGGAUCUGACAUCAAGAAGAGAGAGCAACGUUGAUGACAGUCACAUUUUUGACAAUCAAGACAGUAUCGAAAAUUUGGAUGAUAUUGCCUAUCUAGAUGUCUCACAGCUGGAAAAGGCCUGUGCAAAGGAUUGCACUUUCAUUCUCGGCGAGGACAUGGUCGGAGAUACCAGGAAAAGCAUCAUGGGCGCCCGCCAAUCGAAGCUGGAUAUGAAAGGUCUAUCAUUGGAGCUUCUGGAGAUGGAACAGGAAGAAGACGAUUCCUCGAUACCAGACAAGAAGGCAGAUAUAGGCGAGGCAAGAUCAAGUGAUACAAUCGAAAACAGAACGAUUCCUGAGGAAGAUGACCAAAUGGAAGUUUGUAGUACCACGUAG
This is a messenger RNA of Cylindrotheca closterium, 1548 nucleotides long. Lineage: Eukaryota; Bacillariophyta; Bacillariophyceae; Bacillariales; Bacillariaceae. The record is from the annotation of a GenBank genome assembly.